Molecule: messenger RNA, 2749 nt
Organism: Ricinus communis (castor bean)
Lineage: Eukaryota; Viridiplantae; Streptophyta; Magnoliopsida; Malpighiales; Euphorbiaceae
Product: fimbrin-1
Exons: 15
Coding region: 442-2523 (693 amino acids)
Biological process (GO): actin filament network formation; actin filament bundle assembly
Cellular component (GO): actin filament bundle; cytoplasm; actin filament
Molecular function (GO): actin filament binding
Source: RefSeq, a predicted model, not a curated record
UCUCUCUCUCUCUCUCUUCUCUCUCUCUCUCUGUGGCUUUGCUCUCCCACGAAGAAAUAUAUCGAUCCCUUCUGUCUCUUCGAAAAUAAUUUUAAAAAAAUUCUGUUCCGUUUUUAUCCUUUUAUUUUCUCUCUUUAGAUAUGUAUAUGUUUUUGAAAGCGGCUGAUAGGUUAUGACGUGAAUCUCUUGUUGUUGUUGUUGUUGUUCGUUUUUUGGAAUUUUUCAUAGGGAUAGAUUUAAUCGAGUUUGGUGAUUCGUGCAAGCUAAACCACUUAUAAGGGUAAUUGAAUUGUGGGUUGAUGUUGUUUGUACAUAAAUAGGAUCUGAAGCUUCAACCUUUGAUUCUGGGAGAAAUCUGGUUUCGAAAAUUUGUCUAUUUGUUCUAUCUGAAAGAUCUAGUUUGAGAUUAGUUAGUUUUCUCUGCGUUGGCAAUUCGCAGAGAUGUCGAGUUAUAUAGGCGUUCAUGUCUCUGAUCAAUGGCUUCAGAGUCAGUUCACACAGGUUGAACUUCGCAGCCUGAAAUCAAAAUAUAUAUCAUUGAAGAAUCAAAGUGGUAAAGUGACUGGGGAAGAUUUGCCGCCUUUGAUGGUGAAAUUAAAAGCUUUUAGUUCAAUGUUUAAUGAGGAGGAGAUUAAAGGAAUCUUGAGCGAGUCACUUUCUGACCUUACCAAUGAAGUUGAUUUUGAAGGCUUCCUCAAGGCAUACCUCAAUUUGCAAGGUCGAGUUACAGCAAAAUCAGGGGAACCAAAGCAUGCUUCCUCAUUCCUCAAAGCCACAACAACCACCCUUCUUCACACAAUUAAUGUAUCUGAGAAAUCAUCUUAUGUUGCUCACGUAAACAGCUAUCUUGGCGAUGAUCCAUUUCUGAAGCAGUUUCUUCCUUUAGAUCCAUCCACAAAUGAUUUAUUCAAUCUCGUGAGAGAUGGAGUACUUCUAUGCAAGCUUAUCAAUGUUGCUGUGCCUGGCACAAUAGAUGAACGAGCUAUUAACACAAAACGCAUUCUUAAUCCAUGGGAGAGGAACGAAAAUCAUACACUUUGCCUUAAUUCUGCUAAAGCUAUUGGCUGCACUGUAGUUAACAUUGGCACUCAGGAUUUGGUGGAAGGAAGACCUCAUUUGGUGCUUGGAUUGAUUUCUCAAAUUAUUAAGAUUCAACUGUUAGCAGAUCUUAGCCUUAAGAAGACACCUCAGCUUGUGGAACUAGUGGAUGACAACAAUGAUGUUGAGGAGCUUAUGGGAUUGGCCCCUGAAAAGCUAUUGUUGAAAUGGAUGAAUUUCCAUCUGAAGAAAGGAGGCUAUGAGAAACCAGUUACAAAUUUUUCAUCUGAUUUGAAGGAUGGAAAGGCUUAUGCCUACCUGCUUAAUGUUCUUGCACCAGAACACUGCAAUCCGGCUACAUUGGAUGCCAAGGACUUCACUGAAAGGGCUAAGCUUGUACUUGAUCAUGCAGAGAGGAUGGACUGCAAAAGAUAUUUGAAACCAGAAGAUAUAGUUGAAGGUUCACCAAAUCUGAAUCUUGCAUUUGUGGCACAAAUAUUUCAUCAAAGGAAUGGUCUUUCUACAGACAACAAAAAGAUAUCCUUUGCAGAGAGAAUGACAGAUGAUGUGCAGACAUCCAGAGAAGAAAGAUGCUUUCGACUGUGGAUCAACAGUCUUGGAAUUGCUACAUAUGUCAAUAACGUGUUUGAAGAUGUUAGAAAUGGAUGGAUACUUUUAGAAGUGCUUGACAAGGUUUCCCCCGGAUCAGUUAACUGGAAGCAUGCAUCAAAGCCUCCAAUCAAGAUGCCGUUUAGAAAAGUAGAGAACUGCAAUCAAGUUGUAAAGAUUGGGAGACAAUUGAGAUUUUCACUUGUCAAUGUCGGUGGAAAUGAUAUUGUACAAGGAAAUAAGAAGCUCAUUCUUGCUUUCUUAUGGCAGCUGAUGAGAUAUAAUAUGCUUCAACUCCUGAAUAACUUGAGAGCUCACUCUCAAGGGAAAGAAGUAACUGAUGCAGAUAUUUUAAAGUGGGCAAACAAGAAGGUUAAAAAUACAGGCAGAACUUCUCAAAUUGAGAAUUUCAGGGAUAAGAGUCUAUCGACAGGGAUAUUCUUCCUUGAGCUUCUUAGUGCGGUGGAACCUAGGGUAGUCAAUUGGAACCUUGUUACCAAGGGUGAAACUGAUGAGGAAAAGAGACUGAAUGCUACAUACAUAAUCAGUGUGGCUAGGAAACUUGGCUGUUCCAUUUUCUUGUUGCCCGAGGAUAUCAUGGAGGUUAACCAAAAGAUGAUUCUCACUUUAGCAGCUAGCAUAAUGUACUGGAGCCUGCAAAAGGCAAUGGAAGAGGGAGAGUCAUCUCCAUCCCCUGCUAAUGGGAGUGCAUGCACCAUUACCCCCGAUGCAUCCCCGGCACCCUCCUCUAUUAGCGGUGAAGAUGAGACCUCCUCCGUUGGGGGCGAAGUAUCACAGUUAAACAUUGAUGAUGCUGCCUCUGAUACUACCGUCUCCUCACAUAUCGAGAAUGAGGAAGCUCCUGCUCGAGAAUGAACUGUGAGGUGUGAGGUCUUGCUCCUACAAGAUAACAUUCGGUGGAACUAGAAGGUGAAUAUACAUACAUGUGUAGUUAGGUGGCUCGAGUCUACUUAUCUCCUUUCGAAGUGGAAAUGAAUGUAUAAACAUGAAUGUAAAAGCAAGAGGAAGGAAAAAGUAGAAUUUUUGUGAACUUCAUUUUUGGAAAAGAAAUAAAAUUUUCGUCUUUUUUGUUGACUUCAAA